AUGGAGAUACCCGUUGAUCUAUCUGGAGUCAACUUAGAGUGGAUUGGGCAUGGCGCUUCGGGAUCAAUAUUUCUUAUUGACUCUUUCGAACCAGCAAUUUCAUUAAAACACAUCAUCACCAGAGCCGAUACUCGCCGAAAUGAGUUCCUUAUUGAAGUGGAAACUCUCAAACGAUUAAAUCACCCUAAUAUUGUGAAAUAUCUCGGAAUCGGAAAAUUCAAACAAAAACGGACAAACAUUUGGGCUGAAGGGAUCUUGAUGGAAUAUUGUGGGCGAGGCGCUCUGUGCCACUUAAUUGACAAUCCGGCCAUAAUUUACACAAUUUACAACGUAGUUUCAUGGACGCGUCAACUGAUUAAGGCUUUGGGAUAUUUAGCCGAGAAUAGAGCGGUUCACCGAGACAUCAAGCCAGCCAAUGUUUUUGUUAGCACAUACUUUGAGCUAAAGUUAGGAGAUUUUGGAUCAAUUAAAGAAAUCACUCGGUCAUGCUCAUCAUUCACGCCAGCGGUGGGCACGAGGCGAUACAUGAGCCCAGAACAGUCAAAAAGCAUCUCUGGAAAGAGGUUGUCGCAUCGAAGUGACGUCUACAGCAUGGGCUUAGUCAUUUGGGAAAUGAUCGAACGGAGGAAAGUCUUUGCUCGAUUUGGCAGCCACUAUGACUACGGGCUAUUCGCUACCGAAGACAGGCAACUCAUCGACGUUGAGGUGCUUGAAUGUGAACCUGAAAUUCGUUUCACUGUUGAAAAG
Molecule: messenger RNA, 747 nt
Organism: Mesorhabditis belari
Lineage: Eukaryota; Metazoa; Nematoda; Chromadorea; Rhabditida; Rhabditidae
Source: the annotation of a GenBank genome assembly